AGUUAUGGAUUGACCGCUGGGGUGCAACUUGUUGCUGCCGGCGUGUCAAAUCUUCUUGGAUCAAAAUGAAGUGGUUGUUCUUUGCAAUUUUUCUUAUACCUCUGGUCUAUUGUGUUGACCUAGAGGUAGUCAGUGAUGAGGAUCUUGUACAUCUCAUCAAAGAUGAAUCCUUCCUUGUCACUUUGUUCACCAAGAAAGACUGUGAGCCCUGUGCAACUCAUGAGAGACUGACUACAAUACUCAGGGAAGAUUUCCAGCAAUCCCUGGACGCUGUUGUGGUUAAAGCUGUCAAUAGUCAGCUGACACGUCUGUAUAGUCCUGGGAAGGAGCCUGCAUUAGUUUUCUUCCGCCAUGGAGUUCCUCUGCUCUACGAUGGACCUCUCAAUGAAGAUUCCGUCCUCCAGCUGUUCCAGCAAAAUAAAGAUCCGUCCGUAAAGGAGCUCUCUGAUGAGACCUUUGAGCACUUGACCCAGGCUUCGAGUGGGGCUACAACUGGUGAUUGGUUUAUCAUGUUCUACUCCCCGGAAUGUGUGGACUGCCAGAGGUUAAAUGCUGUGUGGGAAGCCGUGGGAGCUAAUCUCAAGACACGCCUCAAUGUUGCUAGAGUCAACAAAGGCACUCUUGGAGCCAGUACAGCCCGCAGAUUUAAUGUCCAGAAAGUGCCAGAAUUUAUCUUUAUCCGCCAGGGAAAGUACUACAAGUAUGAGAUAAAGAAGUUCGAUGUGAAAUCUCUGGUGACCUUUGCCCAGGAAUGGUAUAAAAAUGCCACUCCUCAUAGCGUUCCUGUUCCUCAAUCUCCUUUUGACAAUCUUGUUGAUCUCGGGGUCAAAAUGGUCCAGAAGUCUGUGAAGUUUGCCGAAAAGGCCAUCGAGGAGUAUCCAUAUGUGGUUCUGUUUAUUACCGUGGGCUUUGGAUUGACAUUCCUCACAGCUCUGCUGGCGGUCUUCUUCAAGAAUAAGAAAUCCAAGGGUCAACAGAAGAAGAAGAAAGCUAAAUGAGUAAUUAGUCUCCUGAUCUUCCUGACUCUGCUCUUUAUUAUAAAACUCGUUCUGGGAGAUUCCAAUCCAAAGAUCAGGAGCAAUUGAAGCAAAUUGAGACAAAAGUCUCAGAAAAUAAAGUAAUUUUUAAUAAAAAAAAA
Molecule: messenger RNA, 1138 nt
Organism: Phlebotomus papatasi
Lineage: Eukaryota; Metazoa; Arthropoda; Insecta; Diptera; Psychodidae
Product: thioredoxin domain-containing protein
Exons: 6
Coding region: 66-998 (310 amino acids)
Source: RefSeq, a predicted model, not a curated record